UUUUCUUAAAGGAGGCCAUGUUGGCAACUGCUGCAUUAUGCGUUACCAAGGUGACCAAACAAUGCCGAAACUCGCGAGUGUGACCAUUUGUUACGGACCUUAUGAGUCCAGUGGAGUCGUAAAACACCGGACCUUUCGUCUGCAGGGUCUCCAGGGUAUGUUUCCUCGCUGCUGUCUGUCUUUUAUGGUGACCGUAAGACAUGAUGUCAAACACUGUUCAAUACGUCCGCAGCUGCUCUGAGAGCACGUGGGCACCAGUGCCUCUUGGAAGAAACGCACGAGUGGAACAUGGUGGAGCUCGUGGUUCACGGGGAUGUGGUCUUCAGGGUUGAUAUAAAGCAGCUGGAGUUUGGUGAGUUUCGCUAGCUUUACUUAUGCUGUUGUUAUUAGGGUUGCAAAAUUCCGGCAAUUUUCAACUUUGGAAACUUUCCUUGGGAAUUAACGAGAAUAUAUAGGAAAUUAACGGGAAUAUAUGAGAAUUAACGGGAAUAAAUCUGAAAUUUACAAAAUUGAAGGUUGGCCCUCAACAGGGAACUUAAAUAUAGUUGGGGAAAAUAUAUUGUAGCAUAAUCUUGGCUACAACAACCAGAUUUAAUGGAAGUACACUCCUCAAUCACAUGAACACAGCACACUGAAUACUGCAGGGCUAUUGAGGCCACACCCCCUACAUGCACUGUGCAUUUCUCCAUCACAUGCACAGAUGAUUUCUUGAACCCUGGAGGCCACAAUAGUGAUGGGCACAGCAGUUUUUUUAGAUGUACUGAAUCACUAGAAUCAGUUCACUAAAAAGAUUCGUUCAAAAGAUUCAUUCAACAAAUCACAGAAUCAAUCAGCGCUUGGCAGGAGGAGCCUGUGACUCCGACCUCCUGAACUGAUACACAGCUAGAAAUUUACAAAAAAUUUUCCGCCCCUUUGCAACCCUAGUUGUUACUGAAAGGUAACAGCUGAGAAACCUACAGUUAGAUUUGCUUUUACGUUUCCAGGUGGAGAUGGAAAACUAGAUCCUGUUUGCUCAGAAGCUGUUGAUGCUGUGGAGAAAGCAUACUGAAGAUACAACCUCACCACACAACGUUUUUUAUUUGAAAUACUACUAAAGACCCAUGUCCAAUGUAUUUUCCUCUAUGACAGCCCAGUUUAUUGAGGUCAUUACUCUGUAAAUACAGGCUCUGUGUUAUAAGAUUGUAGACAUUACUUCAUGGAAUAAAAGGUGUGUUGUUGAGCAUAGAUUUUAACAGCACAACCUUUAAUA
Xyrichtys novacula (pearly razorfish) is the source of this 1249-nucleotide messenger RNA. The record is from the annotation of a GenBank genome assembly. Lineage: Eukaryota; Metazoa; Chordata; Actinopteri; Labriformes; Labridae.